This is a messenger RNA of Cyphellophora europaea CBS 101466, 1296 nucleotides long. RefSeq lists its product as uncharacterized. Lineage: Eukaryota; Fungi; Ascomycota; Eurotiomycetes; Chaetothyriales; Cyphellophoraceae. The transcript has a single exon. Gene Ontology annotation, molecular function: hydrolase activity. The record is from RefSeq and is a predicted model, not a curated record. Bases 1 to 1296 code for a protein of 431 amino acids.
AUGCUAGACCCAGGCCAGUCCAUUGUCAAGGCGGCCGAUUUACAUAACAAUGUCCCGGCCGGCUCUCCAUACGUAGAGCUUCUUAAAACGCAUGUUAUUGACUACGAGACCACAUAUGAGAUCUUGUACAAGCACGUCCACGCCAAUCCCGAACUUUCGCAUCUCGAGUCAGGCACCGCCAGCCUUAUAGCCGAGCACUUGCGCCUGCUGUCUAGUAGGCUCGACAUACGCACAAACAUCGGCGGACACGGCAUUGUCGCCAUCCUACUCAAUGGCUCCGGACCCACUAUCAUGCUCCGCGCCGAUAUAGAUGCCCUCCCUGUCUCUGAGAAAACUUCUCUUCCCUACGCCAGCAAGCAUGCCAACGUGAUGCACGCUUGCGGUCACGAUAUGCACCUCACGGCUCUUCUCGCAGCCGGCGAAAUUCUGAUCAGGGCAGCCGCCGCCUGGUCCGGCACAUUGAUCAUGCUGUUCCAACCAGCCGAAGAAGCGGGCGACGGCGCCAAAGGUAUGAUUGCCGACGGUCUGUACGACCCACGCAAGCACGCCUGUCCUAUCCCGGACAUCGUGCUAGGCCAACACGUCGCUCCGCUACCUGCCGGCACUCUUACCGUGGCACCAGGCGUGGUUAUGUGCUCGUCUGACAACUUUCAAAUCACAAUCCACGGACAUGGUGGCCACGGUAGUAUGCCACAUGCGUGUAUCGAUCCGCUGGUGAUUGCCUCGCAUAUCGUCGUGCGCCUACAGACUAUUGUGGCGCGCGAAAUACCGCCAGAUCAGACUGUCGUAAUCACGGUCGGCUCCCUACACGCUGGGCAUGCUGAGAACGUCAUAUCUGACGAGGCGGUGCUCAAGGUGAAUAUUCGUGCUGUUAGCGCCGAAUGGCGGGCUCGCGCUAUAGAGAGUGUACAGCGCGUCGUUCGCGCCGAAUGUGAGGCAGGUCGUUGCACACGGCCACCGGACAUCGAGGCAAUGAGUAGUCUCCCAGCGACGGACAACGACGCCACGACUACGGCAAGUGUUGAGGCGGCAUUUGGCGCAUAUUUCGGACCACGCUUGCUCAAGAACUUACCGCGAGCACUGGGCAGUGAGGAUGUUAGUGAGUUGGCAACGGCGGUCCACCGGCCGUACUGCUUUUGGUUCUGGGGAGGUGUGACGCCAGAGAAGCUGGAGGAGAAACCGCUCGUGGUCAACCAUAGCCCGUUCUUUGCACCACUAAUACAGCCAACGCUUAGGACGGGCGCUGAGGCCCUAGCUGUUGCUGCGUUGACAUUUUUGGCGCCUGCGAAGGCAUGA